Messenger RNA from Clonostachys byssicola, 555 nucleotides. Lineage: Eukaryota; Fungi; Ascomycota; Sordariomycetes; Hypocreales; Bionectriaceae. The record is from the annotation of a GenBank genome assembly.
AUGGUUACCAGCGUAAUAUCUGCCAGCCACUUGGUCCCGAAGCCCGCACAAUCCGGAGGCGAAGAAUCAAACCCACAGGCCGAGGACGAGCAAUCACCUGAGAACGACUCUGACGCCACUCACACGACAAUAUGCCUCACCAUCUUCAUAUUCCGCGGCGAGCCAGACAUGUACUUCAAACGCCAUGUCAUUCUGUAUUUUACGUCGCCAGAACUUCCCGACUUCUGCGAGACGGUACACAUCCAGCGCGUCGGUGAGACGGGCCCGUGGAUGGUGGAUCGAGCACGCGGAGCGAUAGACUGGGCUCUCGAGGCCAACUACUGCGCUCACGUAAAUGCCGGUGCCGUCGUGGUAAAUAGGGGCGAGGAGAUGGUGCCGGUCGCUGUGACUGCGGGAGUUCCCGUCCAAAGCCGGCUAAAUAUGAGCUGGAACUGCCAGAACUUUGUGCUCGAGGGCUUGCAGGCCCUAGUCGACGAGGGGUUCCAGACGCAAGAAUGGUAUACUGCGGUCGAGGAUGAACUCGUGGAGCGAUUGAUGGAUGGUACUGUUGGGUAA